AUGACAUCUUUCAGCCCCGACCCCAAUCUCGGUAUUCGAACGGGGGACGACGGUGCUUUCCGUCUCAAACUGUUCAGCAACACCUCGCAUUGUCUAGGCGACGUAUUAGGUGAAGGUAACGUCAGGAUGCCAUAUCUGAGAACGGGGUAUUGCGAUGAGGGUGCCGAGAAAUGGGCUUGGAAUAUCGCUUUCCCAGGUAGUCUCACCGUACAUAAUCCCUCGAACGCAUUCGCUUUGGAGUCCGUUGAUCCUAUUGGGGAUGAUCAGAACGUACGAUUGACAGAACCUGAUCAGUCCGUUGAGAGACAGAAAUGGAUGAUAGAUGAUCAAGGUAGAAUAUCCGUUGGUGAUCCAACUUCCACGUCAAACCCGAAAUACUGUCUGAGUGCCAUCGAAGGGGUUGACAUUGAUAAAGUUACCAAGGAUUCUAUUCGGUUAUACCCUUGUGCUGGAGGUGAUGAACAGUCUAUGUCAAUUAUCAAACAACGAUGGACCACCGAUUAUAAUACUUAA
Kwoniella mangroviensis CBS 8507 is the source of this 513-nucleotide messenger RNA. RefSeq lists its product as uncharacterized. The transcript is spliced from 3 exons. The record is from RefSeq and is a predicted model, not a curated record. Lineage: Eukaryota; Fungi; Basidiomycota; Tremellomycetes; Tremellales; Cryptococcaceae. Bases 1 to 513 code for a protein of 170 amino acids.